ACCAGUGUCAGUUCUGCUCCUGUCGGUUUAGCUGAAGAGGACGAAAGUGACCAACCAAUUCUUGAAAAAUGCGUGCCUUCCAAGUCGUGAUCUUCGUCGCGGUGUGCGGUGCAGCCAGCGCCGGGUAUAUCGCUCCCGGGUACAGUGGCUAUUCCGGGUACAGCGGAGGACUGGGUGGCUAUAACGCUGGCUACAGCGGUGGCUACGGAGGAUACGAUGGCGGAAAUCACGGAGACUAUUACGCCUACCCCAAGUAUGCCUUUGAUUACUCAGUGAAUGACCCUCAUACUGGCGAUCACAAAACACAAUGGGAGAGCCGGGAUGGUGACGUUGUAAAAGGUGCUUAUUCUCUUGCUGAGCCUGAUGGCACUACUCGCAUUGUUGAAUAUACUGCUGAUAAACACAAUGGCUUCAAUGCAGUCGUAAAACGCAUUGGUCAAGCUCACCAUCCCCAGGUCUACGGAGGACACUACGACGGAGCUGGUUACUACGGUUAUCACUAGAUGGCGCUGUAAUAAAAAAAUCAUAAAAUAGUUACAGCUCUGAACGAUAGAUGACACUGCAUUCAGUAAUUAUUAAUUUGAAAGGACGGUGUCAAACUGUGAUAUUUAUGUUUCGAUAAUAGAAUGUUAAAAUAUAAUUUAUGUGUAUUGUAUCUUG
This is a messenger RNA of Bombyx mori (domestic silkworm), 660 nucleotides long. RefSeq names its product cuticular protein RR-2 motif 126 (gene CPR126). The record is from RefSeq and is marked provisional. The transcript has 4 exons. Bases 69 to 503 code for a protein of 144 amino acids. Gene Ontology annotation, cellular component: extracellular matrix. NCBI's taxonomy places the organism in Eukaryota, Metazoa, Arthropoda, Insecta, Lepidoptera, Bombycidae.